CAACAUACAACAUGGCGGUGGGCGUGUGCGAGCUGGCGGCGUGUUGUUGGUAAUGCUUGUCGGCGCCCGGGCUGCGGACAGCGAUCAAAUUACGCGGCGAUCUGUUCGAUCGGUCUCGCAUGCAUGUUCGUAGACGAGCGCCGCGAUCAUGGACCACAGGGACCAACUGCUCGCGCUAAAGGUCAUGCGUCUGACGCGGCCUUCGCUCUUCCAGACGUUGCCAGUCGUGUGCGACUCCCGAGACAUCCCGGGCAGCAUGUGGAUGCAAGAGCUCAAGCAAGACCUCGGCACACCGUUGGGUCUCGAGCUGUUCGGCGCGGGCAGCUUUCUCAUGCUUCCCCAGAGCUUCGGCAACAUCUACCUUGGCGAGACUUUUUCUUGCUACAUGAGCGUCCACAACGAUAGCCAGACCACCGUGCGCGACGUGUCGGUCAGGGCCGAGCUGCAGACCGACUCGCAGAAGGUGUUGCUGACCGGGCGCGCCGACAGUGCCGAUGCGGUCGCCGAACUGGCGCCCAACUGUAGUAUCGACGAAGUGAUCCAUCACGAAGUGAAGGACAUCAACACGCACAUUCUCGUCUGCACCGUCAACUACUCGACGCAGGCAGGGGAGAAACUGCACUUCCGCAAGUUCUUCAAGUUCCAGGUUUACAAGCCACUUGACGUCAAGACAAAGUUUUACAAUGCAGAGUCAGAUGAGGUCUACCUCGAGGCGCAGUUGCAGAACAUCACCUCCUCGCCAAUAUGCCUCGAGAAAGUGGCACUUGAACCCUCCCCAUACUUCAGCGUGUGCCAGCUCAACACGUGUGGAGACAGUCAGAGCGUGUUCGGUCCGGUGAAUUUUUUGAACCCGCAUGACACACGGCAGUACUUGUUCAGCCUUUCGCCCCGGUCGUCGUCCGAGACGAGCGACCCGGUUACACAGCCCGAAAGGCGCCGCAGCGGCGUCACCAGCAUCGGGAAGCUCGACAUCGUCUGGCGGUCAGCCAUGGGCGAGAAGGGACGUCUGCAGACGUCGCAGCUGGAACGGAUAGCCCCCGGCUAUGAAGACAUCAAGCUCACCGUUGAGUCAGCACCGAGCACUGUAAACCUGGAGGAGCCGUUCGAGAUUGCCUGCUCCGUGAUGAACACGUGUCAGAGGACGAUGGACUUGGUUCUCGCGCUUGAAAACUUGCCGUCUUCGGGGCUGCUCUGGCAAGGUAUGUCGGGGCAGAGCCUCGGCAAGCUGGAGCCUCAAUCCACUAUUCGCAUCAAGCUCGAGGCUGUGCCUUUCCGGACGGGUCUCCAGAGCAUCUCGGGCAUCAAGCUGUCGGACACUUACCUCAAACAGACGUACGACUAUGAUGAGAUAGCAUGUGUGCUAGUGUGUGCCAACGGAACGACGGUUUCGUGCUGAUUACGGCUUGUUUAUCCUAGUUUUGAUUUCGAUGUUUCGUCAUUUGGGAGAAGCUAAUGUUGCCAAGCGGCAUUACUGUACUGACAGACGAACUAUGAUAUGAAAAAUGUUACUCUAUUGUGCUGAAUUGUAUGCAUUCCCAAAGUUAUUGAGGUGGCUGUAUUUGUUAUACCUUGUUGGAUAUAAAUGCUGGAUGAAUUCUUUAAUUAAUGUAGAUUUUCAUGGUCCUUUUCAACACUCACUUUCAUGAAACUGUGUGGAAUGACAGACAUUUGAAAUAAACAACAACACGCUGUAGAGUUCUGGUUUUAUUGGCUAGAGAUAUAAGCAUGCUUGUAAGACUGGCCGACAAACUUGAACUACACAUAUAUCUCUCUUUUCGUACAGUAAAUCUCAUCUAUAUUGAACGGAAUGUAUCACAAGAAUGUACACAAAAUGGGGGGGGGGGGGG
This is a messenger RNA of Dermacentor silvarum, 1847 nucleotides long. RefSeq names its product trafficking protein particle complex subunit 13. Lineage: Eukaryota; Metazoa; Arthropoda; Arachnida; Ixodida; Ixodidae. The record is from RefSeq and is a predicted model, not a curated record. The transcript is spliced from 2 exons. Bases 149 to 1396 code for a protein of 415 amino acids. Gene Ontology annotation, cellular component: TRAPPIII protein complex.